Molecule: messenger RNA, 429 nt
Organism: Cylicocyclus nassatus
Lineage: Eukaryota; Metazoa; Nematoda; Chromadorea; Rhabditida; Strongylidae
Source: the annotation of a GenBank genome assembly
AUGCGUUGCGUAGCAGUCUUCCUCGCCGCUGUUGCAGUAUUGGCCUACGGCCAAGUGCAGAACUCUGGCUAUGAGAACGCCGAGCAAGUUCAGCCUGCUCCAGCCCCAGUGAGCGCCGAUGGUGGAGAUCAACAAGCCUACAACUCUGAUGCUGCCGCCCCAGUAGCUCCCGCUUCUCCUCCACCACCUCCUCCCCCACCGCCACCAUCACCACCCGCACCCGUCCGAGGCAGCUACGCAUCUCCACCUCCAGCUUCAUAUCCUCCUAUGCAAGGAAGUUACGGAACCUCUCCACCUUCACCUUCGUACCCUACAAUUGUCCCAAGCAGCACUUAUGGACCCGCAAGUGUUACACCAAUGACUGGCAACGGCUUGGGAUACAGAAUUCGCCGUCUUUUCCGCCAUCGUGCUCGCAAAGCUCGUCUCUGA